Molecule: messenger RNA, 1800 nt
Organism: Thrips palmi
Lineage: Eukaryota; Metazoa; Arthropoda; Insecta; Thysanoptera; Thripidae
Product: UPF0160 protein MYG1, mitochondrial
Exons: 7
Coding region: 625-1653 (342 amino acids)
Cellular component (GO): cytoplasm; nucleus
Source: RefSeq, a predicted model, not a curated record
GAGGGUCCGCCGCCUCCGCGGCUGGGCAUCUUUCAGGCCGCAGCGACGACCGUGGGCUUCGGCCCCUUAGGAAGUCGUGCCCUGGAAGGGCGGCUGCCUGGAGCACUGCUGGAACCUAAAAUUCCGGAAAAUCCGGGGGAUGUGCGGCCGGAUAAGCCGGCGGAGACGCAUAGCGCGCGGAGGCCCCUUGACCAUGACCCUCUCUCUUUUGCACUAUUUUGCUCCAAAGAGUGGAAAUCAGAUGCCAUCCAAAGACUUCCUUCGUCGAAGUGACAGCAUCGCUCCGUGGCCUUCCCUUCCGACCAAGGAACACGUAGUUCGCAAGACGGCCACUAGAGCGCCAGCGGUUUCAGUUUCCGUGCGGAAACGCGAGUGCUCUCUCUGCUCUCUCCUUGCUCCCUUUCAUCUUUCGUUGCUGCUGGUUGUUGUCUGUUGUUAAUCCGUACGGGACAACAUUUAUGCUUUGCUGCAAAGACAUUCAAAGCUUCAUUGAAUUUGAAUUUUAUUCAUUUCAUAAAUUUCUCAUACUACGUGGGACUGCCGGGGCAGGUGGAGGGGAGACUAAACUGCAACUCCAAGUUGAAAGCUCUAUCCGAGUUGCGUUGAAGACUUCAUCUCAAAGCCAUGGAGCCAGUUUUGAAAGCUGCACGAGCCACUCCGAGGAUCGGAACACACGACGGUGUGUUCCACUGUGAUGAAGUGUUGGCAUGUUUUAUGUUAAAACUCCUUCCACAGUACAAAACUGCUGAAAUUGUGAGAACAAGAGACGACGCUGUAUUAGACAAGUGCGACGUCGUUGUUGAUGUGGGAGGAAAAUAUGAUCCCAGUAAUCAUCGAUAUGAUCAUCAUCAAAGAGAAUUUCAAGAAACUGCAUCGUCUCUCAUGCCUGGGAAACCAUGGAAUAUAAGGCUUAGCAGUGCUGGUCUUGUUUACUGCCACUUUGGACGUGAGGUUAUAAAACAAUUGGUUCCUGAUCUGAAGACUGACAAGGAUGUGGAACCUAUCUUUAACUAUGUUUAUGAGAGGUUUGUCCAGGAGAUUGAUGCCAUUGACAAUGGAGUGCCAAUGUUUGAAGGAGAACCAAGGUAUAGGAUAUCAUCCAAUUUGAGUUCUCGAGUUGGAUACCUGAAUCCUCCAUGGAAUGCACCACCAGAAGAUCCCAAAAGUAUGGACAGAUUCGAAAAGGCUACAAAAUUGGUAGGCAGUGAAUUUGUAGACCGUGUUACUUAUGCAAGUGGAGCGUGGUGGCCAGCUAGGAAGUAUGUUCUUGAUGCCAUCAAUUCUAGAUUCCAGAUUCAUCCAUCUGGUCAAAUUAUGGAACUAGAACAAUUUUGUCCAUGGAAAGAGCACUACUUUGAUCUAAUGAAGGAGCUGCAGUUGGACCCCAGCAGCAUUAACUUCAUGAUUUUCAAUGGAGGAGGAGACACUUGGCGUGUUCAAGGUGUUCCAGAGAGUGCCACAAGCUUUGUGGGAAAAUUAUUUUUACAUCCAGAGUGGAGAGGGCUGAGGGAUGCUGAGCUCAGCAAGUUGUCCGGCAUUGAUGGAUGUGUGUUUGCCCAUGCCUCUGGAUUCAUUGGUGGCAAUAAGACAAGAGACGGCGCCCUGCAAAUGGCUAUUAAGAGUUUAGACCAACCUCUGCCAAGUAAUGAAUAGAAAAAGUCAUGUUAAAAUGAAAGACCACUCAGCACUUCUGUUUUUUAAAUGCACCAAGUGAAUAAGGAUUACAUUGUUAAAUUGUUUUAAACACUAAUAAGUUCAUAAAUUCAAAAUUUUUAAUAAAUGAUAAGAUUAAUUCUGGAA